AAAAACAAAGGCCGAACCGGCCUCUCUCUUCUCUACCGAGUCCCAACCCGACGCUCUCCCCAACCCUAGCGCGGCGGCGGCUUAGUGCUAUGGAUGGAGGCGGUGCAGCGGAUGGAGACGGCCGCGGAAGACGGCCAGGGCGCGGCGGACGGGUCAGGCCUUGGCGUGGCUGUGGAUCUAGCGUUGGUGACCGAUGGCGACGGCGGGGCUGCGGUGGGCUUGGGCCAGGGCGCGGCUGCAGCUGCGGAGGGAACGGGUGAUUGCGCGGUUGAGGGUGGCGAUGGCGCAGCUUCUGCAGGUGGCGGUGGCUCGGCUACAGCGGGCUCAGGCCAGGGCGCGGCAGUGGCUGGAGACUCCGGCCAGGGCACUGCUGGGUCGGCCUCGGCAGCAGCUUCAGGCCAGGGCACGGCUCGGUUGGCACUCCAAAAGUGAUGAACCCUGGAAAGUGUGCCUAUACUUGGUUGUAAUCUCUCACGUGGCCAUGUCAUUUUUAGUCCUGCCUGCUGUUCUGUGUAGAUGGAGAACUCCAAGUUCCCAAACGCCAAAAUAUUAUAAUGCUGGAGUUUGAAAUAUGGACAACAGAUGUUCUUGGUGCUGCUCAUGUUAUGUUCCGUGACUUGCACUCAUGUAUGUGAUUCUAAAGUGUGACGCCCGGGUAA
Aegilops tauschii subsp. strangulata is the source of this 659-nucleotide messenger RNA. NCBI's taxonomy places the organism in Eukaryota, Viridiplantae, Streptophyta, Magnoliopsida, Poales, Poaceae. The record is from RefSeq and is a predicted model, not a curated record.